UCAUUCAUUUCCAGAGUCUAGACCCUCGGACGGGCCGACCACGCCACGUGUCUUUAUUUACUUCGCUCAGCCAUCUUCAAUUCGUUCAAGCUGAUAAGAUGGUGGAUGGAUUCACUCCGACAAUACCUGCUGCGGAUCCAAUGAAUGCAGCCGCUGUAUACGGCCCUGUUUUGCCUGCGAACUAUUCUUCCAGUUUCAAUCCCUACCAGCAGCCACCAUUUCUCCCCCUGGCAGCAGAGGCCAUGCAAGUUCAAGUUGACCCCCAUUCUCCAGAACUUUUCAAGCGGAACAUAACUCUCGUACGAAGACAUGUUUUAAAUCUACAAAAUGAAGCAACAAAUGCAUUAGCUGGCAUCCAAAACGCCUACCAUCCAGGGAGUAGCCCUGCACAAACAGAGUCGAAUAUUUCUGCGUUGAAACGGACACUCGAGGUGCUCUCGGAUGUGAUGCGGCAUACGGGCGUGGGAGCACUCCCUCUUUUGCCAUUUCCGCAGCAGUCGGCUGUACCACAAGUUGCGCCCACUGAGCAGGAGAUGAUGAUUGACGUGUCGAAAUCCGUACAAGUGCUUUACGAGAGGCUCAAACGCAGCCAGGAGAGCGCUGCUGUCGUUGCUAAUCUUCUUGGAACUUCAGAUGCACCUGGACCCCUUCGGGCGGGCCGUAAGUAAAGUGUCGUAUCAUCGCUACAUGCGGCGAUCACGUCCAACAACAAAACGUCGAGACACCAUAUGGACAUUGAAACGCGCAGAUGUCUAUUUACUACAGUAGGUCUAAAUAACGAGAAUCGUCUGUUCUAUUCAUCUCGUUACUUCGCAAACCGAUAAAGCAGCUUGAGAG
Messenger RNA from Desarmillaria tabescens, 837 nucleotides. RefSeq lists its product as uncharacterized. The coding region runs from base 99 to 668 and encodes 189 amino acids. The transcript has 4 exons. The record is from RefSeq and is a predicted model, not a curated record. NCBI's taxonomy places the organism in Eukaryota, Fungi, Basidiomycota, Agaricomycetes, Agaricales, Physalacriaceae.